Molecule: messenger RNA, 2150 nt
Organism: Corylus avellana
Lineage: Eukaryota; Viridiplantae; Streptophyta; Magnoliopsida; Fagales; Betulaceae
Gene: CAC2
Product: acetyl Co-enzyme a carboxylase biotin carboxylase subunit
Molecular function (GO): ATP binding; ligase activity; metal ion binding
Source: RefSeq, a predicted model, not a curated record
UCAAGCACUUGUACUGUUGUACACACACACAGGCGGAGCUUCCAAUCUGCUAACUUCCCUCGUUUUCAUCGACAUCUCCUCAGUCCUCCCAUCAGACUUCUUCAAAUCCCAACGGCUUCACCCACUCUCGCUACUUUCCUCUUGUCUUUCUCUCUUCCCAAGUAACAUUCUUUCUAUCUCUCUCUCAAACACUCUCUGAAAUUUUGGAUCAGAACCUGCCAUUAUCGUUCCCAUUCUAGAGGCAUUCUUUGUUUCCCUUCGUUCUGAAAAUGGAUGCCACAAUGCCUUUGUGUAAAUCUGUCACCUCACCUCCUGGUUUAUUUGUGGGAAGAAGUGGGGGAAUCAGAAGUUCCCAAUGUAGCUUUAUGUUGGGAAGUAGAUUGAGCUUUCCUAGGCAAAGAGCUCAGGGUGCACAAGUUAGUAGCAUCAAAUCUAAGAAGCGUGGAGGAGCUCUCUAUGCUACAUGUCGCGCUGAUAAGAUUCUUGUGGCAAAUAGAGGAGAAAUUGCUGUUCGAGUUAUUAGAACUGCGCAUGAGAUGGGGAUACCUUGUGUGGCUGUUUACUCGACCAUAGACAAGGACGCACUUCAUGUGAAAUUGGCUGAUGAAUCGCUUUGCAUUGGUGAAGCACCAAGCAGUCAGUCGUAUUUGUUAAUUCCAAACGUUUUAUCUGCUGCUAUCAGCCGUAAGUGUACAAUGCUGCAUCCUGGAUAUGGGUUCCUUGCUGAGAAUGCAGUAUUUGUUGAAAUGUGCAGAGAACAUGGAAUCAACUUUAUUGGGCCUAAUCCUGACAGUAUCCGUGUUAUGGGUGACAAGUCAACGGCUAGAGAGACGAUGAAGAAAGCAGGUGUUCCAACCGUACCAGGAAGUGACGGACUGUUGCAGAGCACAGAAGAAGCAGUCAAGCUUGCCCAUGAGAUUGGAUUUCCUGUUAUGAUUAAGGCAACAGCAGGUGGUGGAGGUCGUGGCAUGCGUCUAGCUAAACAUCCUGAUGAGUUUGUGAAGUUACUACAGCAAGCCAAGAGUGAGGCUGCAGCUGCCUUUGGAAAUGAUGGAGUGUAUUUGGAGAAGUACGUUCAAAAUCCGAGGCACAUUGAGUUCCAGGUUCUUGCGGAUAAAUAUGGCAAUGUUGUUCACUUUGGAGAGCGUGAUUGCAGCAUCCAGAGACGGAAUCAAAAGCUGCUGGAAGAAGCACCCUCUCCUGCAUUGACCCCUGAGUUGCGGAAGGCCAUGGGUGAUGCAGCAGUUGCAGCAGCAGCAUCUAUAGGUUAUAUUGGUGUUGGAACAGUUGAGUUUCUUUUGGAUGAAAGAGGUUCCUUCUACUUUAUGGAAAUGAACACCCGGAUCCAGGUUGAGCAUCCUGUGACAGAAAUGAUCUCCUCUGUGGACUUGAUUGAGGAACAAAUUCUUGUAGCUAUGGGAGAAAAACUCCGGUACAAACAGGAAGAUAUUGUGCUUAGAGGACAUUCAAUUGAAUGCCGAAUCAACGCAGAAGAUGCCUUCAAAGGAUUUCGACCUGGACCAGGGAGAAUAACUGCAUAUUUGCCAUCUGGAGGUCCGUUUGUUAGAAUGGAUAGCCAUGUUUAUCCUGACUAUGUGGUUCCUCCGAGCUAUGAUUCCCUUCUUGGAAAGCUUAUUGUAUGGGCUCCAACAAGAGAAAAGGCAAUUGCACGCAUGAAAAGGGCUCUUGAAGACACUAUUAUUACAGGGGUCCCUACGACCAUUGAAUACCAUAAACUUAUCCUGGAUGUAGAGGAUUUUAGAAAUGGCAAGGUUGAUACUGCUUUUAUCCCAAAGCAUGAACAGGAAUUACAAGCGCCCCAGAAACUGGUGCCAUCGACCCUAGGCAAAGAACUAGCAACAUCAGCUGCUUAGAUGGAUCUCUUGCUUCUGAGUUCCAGUAAAGCCAAACUUUAGACAACCAAAAUGGUUACUAUUACUUGUGUUUGAAGGAGGUGCAUGGACUGCUGUCAUGAGGCUGCAGAAAGCUAAUUCAAGAUGUUAAAUUGUCUCCAUUAGGCCUCCAUUCUGCAGACAUUCUUUUUGCUGUUGUUUUUGUUUUUUGUUAUGUUAUGGUACUGAUAUUCUUGAAAUGUAUUCUAUUUGCUCGGUAGAUCGUGUGUGGUACCAAAUAAAGCAAAUUUUGGUUUU